Paramuricea clavata is the source of this 3420-nucleotide messenger RNA. The record is from the annotation of a GenBank genome assembly. Lineage: Eukaryota; Metazoa; Cnidaria; Anthozoa; Malacalcyonacea; Plexauridae.
AUGGCAACAUCAUUGUACUUUAUCAAAAUGAGGAAAGGUAAGUCUAUUCGAAGCAAAAAUAAGUCUUCUCUUCAACCGGCAAUAGGUAUAUUCAUUUUGAGUCACUAAUAACUAUAUACAGUAUUAAUAUUAGUUAGUGAAAUGUGUAGAGUAUAAAUGUACGAAGUUUAAGAAAUGUAGUUGAAAAGGGUACAUUAAUAAGGAAUAAAGGACAUAUUAAGGGCACGACGUAAUUUGAAUUUUAUUUUCGUAAUAGAAGCCGGAAUAGUGCAUUAAAUUAAGCUAGAGUUUCUUCCUUUGUGUAGGAUUUAUGUAUAGGAUUUAUCUUAAUGAAAAGGUUUGGCGUUGGACAAAGUGUGUUUUGAAGGCCAUUUGUUACUAUUAGUGUACAAGCCAUAAGGCCUGUGAUUAAAUAUUAACGGCUGCAAAGUAAAAUAUUAUUAAGGUAAUUCACACUAGAUUACGCGAAGAGGAAAAUUAAGAAUUAUUAUAUAGACAACUACCGAUACAAGUUAUUCUGCAAUCUGCUGGCAUGGCUAGCUCUCUAUACUCGCAGGAUAUUAGGUCAUAUUCUGCUAGUGGAGAAAACAAGAUGUCAUUAAUUAUUAAGGGUGCAGAGCGGCUAAACAUUUUUUCGGGGGGGGGGCAGGAUUUUCACAACAACCAUUUUUGGAGGGGUAAUUUUUUAGGCAGAUAGCGUCCCAAAUUCUUGGGCACCUUUUCAGGGCGACAUUUAAGAAAUAUAAAAUAUCUAUACAGUUAUAGAAACACGCGUAGAAAUUUGGGAGAACGAGAAAUAAUUAGUGAAAAGACCAACGGGACUAAAAGAUGUUUUCCUGUGAAGAUUCGGACUCCCUAGCUGUGAAGAUUGAGAGACGCCAUGCAUUUAUUUUAUUUUCACAUAGGUGGUCCAUUGCCAGCACCUGCUAUUCUAUCAACUCAUAUAGUAGAUGUUGAAGAAGAAUGUUCUCUAAAAUGCCUGGAAGAACUUCACUGCUUUGGAUUUAAUUUUAACUCAGGAUCGAUAACCAAUAAAUAUGCAAGUAAAUCGAAUUGUCAAAUCAGUGGGAGGAAUUUCGAAGAUAUGGAAAUCAUGGACGGCAAUGAUUGGGUAUAUUAUCAGGUUUUGUCAACAGUGAGUAAAUAAACUUUCAUCUUUACGCCCCUGGUUGUAUAAGGAGUUAGCCGAGAACUGUAAAGUAAAAAUUGUUGUACGUAUGUUACGAAAGUAUAUCUAAAUAGUGUAAAAAUAGUUCAGUUUGUACCCCAGGAAAUUAUAGAUACUAGUUACGUCAAAUGGAGAGAUAAUGAGCAUUUUUGCUGUAAAACGCAGAUAAAGUAUAUAUCAUUUCGGACUUGUGUAAAAGUGUCAAUUAUCUGUCCAUUAGGCAAGAUAAAUAAUUUGUCAAACUGUCAAAGAUGGACGAUAACCUUGCAUGGUGGGCUGUUGUGUUUACAUAAUUCAAAGUCCAAGGCUGGUUCUUCUUUGACAUGAAAAUGUGCAUGCUUAGGGCAUUUCUGUCAAUCAUUCUUCGGUAUAUUUCGCGCGGUUGGGUAAUGAUAACAUUACGUCAUCAAAAUUUUGGUUCGAUAAAUUUUGGUUCACAUAGAGAUAAGUUGAAGUUUUUACUAUGAUAUUUUGAUGAGUAUUUUAAGUUGUGAACAUAUUUUAACAUUGCUCGAUUGAACAGCGAACCGACUCGACAAGUGCGACAACGCCUUAAAUAAACAGAAUGUGAGAGCUGGAACGAGCUACCAACGCCAACCCACACUUUUAAACCUCAACGUUGAUUGGCUGGAUGCAAAUCACACCACUUGCUACAUCACGUGUACAAGAUUCCCUCAACCGUUAGUAUAAAAGGGCGUGCACAACCCAAAUUCGUCAAUGGACAGUGGACUAUAGAGUGAAAUAAAGUGAACUUUAGGAAACUACUACGAGAAGACGAACAUUAUAUUAAGAACUGAUAGUUAUUUAAGAUUGAUUGUAACGAUUCACUACCUAUAAAUAAAGCCUCGUAACACGUAAAUUGAAUUUGAUAACGUUCAAAGCGCUGUGGCAACUAGGAAAAUGUAAUGAAAUUAAAUUAAAAUUCUCAUGAUAAAUUUUACGUCCCCACAUAAAAAUCUUUAUAAGCAUUAUUGAGCAUUAAAGCAAAAUCCCUGGCAAAUAUUUGAAAAAGGUUUUUUCCAACACGAUUUCAUAUAGCAUUUAAAAUUUCCAAAUGUUCUCUUUCCAUAGAAUGAAAUGAAAAAUCAGACUGAGAAGCAAUUGGGUAAGUUCCAAUUAACUUUACUAUUUCCAUAUAUAUCUUUUGUCUUUUGUCCCCCUCUGUAACAAAGUUUCUCCCCGCACGUCUGAAUUAAUGCAGAAUUUUAGCAGAUGGGUCAUGCAACCUCGCAAGCCCCAGGGUAUUUACGUCCGCACGGCGCUCUUUGCUGAGCGCCGUGCGGAAGUAAAGACCCUGGCCUGGCUUGCGAGGUUGGCGAUGGGCAGCAAUUUCAAGUUAGUGAAAAUUUCAGCAGACCGUUUUUUGUAGGUUGUAGUAAUAAUUAGUAGUAGUAAUAAUUCUCGCUGCUCGCUUUUGCAAUUUAUCAUGUAUACUACGUAUAUAUGAGCAGUUUCGAUCGUUCCACAAGGUGGAACAUUAGAUAGCUUAAAAUCUACGACGUCGACGUCAGCUAGGACGUCAGGGCCAAGCAGAGGACUGGGACUAGGACGUCGUCCUAAAUAAAUAAACUUCCACUUAAGAUUCACGACGUCGACACUUAAACUAUAAAUAUUUACAUCCUUUUGAAAAUGAAUUUCAAAGAGACGUGUGAAUCCCGCCCCUGAUUACUGUUUGUUAUGCUCUUGUAUCCAAGACGGUAAAACUCUUGUUGUGAGGUUGUCGACGUUUGGUGGACGACGAGCAAAUUGAGAGAGACACAUGCACACUUCAAAAACAAAAUCUUCGUCGUUUGCAUUAAUCACUCUUUCCAGAAUAACAACAUUCUUUUUUUUUCUAUUUAGAUCAAAAUUGCCCCGACAACUGGACGAAAUUUGGCGGUGAUCGCUGUUACUAUGUCAGUGAGAAAACUGCCACGUGGGCUGCUGCACGAGCUGACUGUCAAGCACGUGGUGGCGACUUGGCGGUACCAAGAUCUGCGGAAGACAGUCAACAUAUUUACGAGGUUGUGAACGAGCGCAAUGUCAACAGAGUUUUGAUUGGAGUGUACAGAGGUGCCGGAAAUCUCGCUAACAAGUUUUACACCGUAGGAUCAGGCGUCGAGGUAUCGUAUACCAAUUGGAAGCGGGGCGAACCAAAUGGCAAUGACGGCUCUGAAAACUGCGUCGCCGUCAAAACACCGACAACGAAAGCUGCGUGGAUUGAUGUAUCUUGUGACUACCCUCGAUAUUUUAUGUGUGAACUUAUAUUGUAA